UUGAAUGCUGAUUUGCAACACUCUGAAUUUAUUUUAUAAUAUCACAGUGGAUUGUAAUCAGCAGUUUGAUACAAGCUGGGCUGGGUAAAGCCUCAGUUCCUUACACCAAUGAGAGAAGGUAAGUUUGUGUUCUGGCCGGUGGGGCCAGGGAAGCAAAUCCCAUUUGUUCAAUCUAGGCAGGCUUUUCAGAGAGGAUUUCUGGCAUCAUCUCGGGAUCAAAGCCAAGGAUGGUCUGAGGAGUUGCAGGCCCAAAGGUAGCUGGAGGAAACAGACUUGGGAAGAAAUGCUGAGCCACAGCGAGAGGGAAGGAAAAUAAAAGAAGCAAAGACAGACCCUGCUGCGAGGGACCACGAGGCAGUGCCAGGAUAAAGAAGCUGGAGUAACCUGGGUGAUUCUGAGCUGAGGCCCCAGCUUGUGGCCACCACAACGUAUCAAGCUAUUUCCAGGGUUGGGCUCAGGACUCGGAGCUGACGCAGCUGGGGUCCCUCUUGGUUCUGGAGGAUGAGGCUCCUCCGCAGACACCACACGCCCCUGCGCCUGGCCAUAGUGGGCUGCGCCUUUGUGUUCUUCCUCUUCCUCCUGCAUAGGGACGUGAGCAACAGGGCGGAGGCCACAGAGAAGCCGUGGCUGAAGUCCCUGGUGAGCCGGAAGGAUCACGUCCUGGACCUCAUGCUGGAGGCCAUGAACAACCUUAGAGAUUCAAUGCCCAAGCUCCAAAUCAAGGCUCCAGAAGCCCAGCCGGCUCUGUUCUUCAUCAACCAGUCCUGCCUCCCUGGGUUCUACACCCCAGCUGAACUAAAGCCCUUCUGGGAACGGCCACCACAGGAUCCCAAUGCCCCUGGGGCAGAUGGAAAAGCAUUUCAGAAGAGCAAGUGGACCCCCCUAGAGACCCAGGAAAAGGAAGAAGGCUAUAAGAAGCACUGCUUCAAUGCCUUUGCCAGCGACCGGAUCUCCCUGCAGAGGUCCCUAGGGCCAGACACCCGACCACCUGAGUGUGUAGACCAGAAGUUCCGGCGCUGCCCCCCACUGGCCACCACCAGCGUCAUCAUUGUGUUCCACAAUGAGGCCUGGUCCACGCUGCUGCGAACAGUGUACAGCGUCCUACACACCACCCCUGCCAUCUUGCUCAAAGAGAUCAUAUUGGUGGAUGAUGCCAGCACUGAGGAACACCUAAAGGAGAAGCUGGAGCAGUACGUGAAGCAGCUGCAGGUGGUGAAGGUGGUACGGCAGGAGGAGCGGAAGGGGCUGAUCACCGCCCGGCUGCUGGGGGCCAGCGUGGCACAAGCGGAGGUGCUCACGUUCCUGGAUGCCCACUGUGAGUGCUUCCACGGCUGGCUGGAGCCCCUCCUGGCUCGAAUCGCUGAGGACAAGACAGUGGUGGUGAGCCCAGACAUCGUCACCAUCGACCUUAAUACUUUUGAGUUCGCCAAGCCCGUCCAGAGGGGCAGAGUCCACAGCCGAGGCAACUUUGACUGGAGCCUGACCUUCGGCUGGGAAACACUUCCUCCACAUGAGAAGCAGAGGCGCAAGGAUGAGACCUACCCCAUCAAAUCCCCGACGUUUGCUGGUGGCCUCUUCUCCAUCUCCAAGUCCUACUUUGAGCACAUCGGUACCUAUGAUAAUCAGAUGGAGAUCUGGGGAGGGGAGAACGUGGAAAUGUCCUUCCGGGUAUGGCAGUGUGGGGGCCAGCUGGAGAUCAUCCCCUGCUCUGUCGUAGGCCAUGUGUUUCGGACCAAGAGCCCCCACACCUUCCCCAAGGGUACUAGUGUCAUUGCUCGCAAUCAAGUGCGCCUGGCGGAGGUCUGGAUGGACAGCUACAAGAAGAUUUUCUAUAGGAGAAAUCUGCAGGCAGCAAAGAUGGCCCAAGAGAAAUCCUUCGGUGACAUUUCGGAACGACUGCAGCUGAGGGAACAACUGCACUGUCACAGCUUUUCCUGGUACCUGCACAAUGUCUACCCAGAGAUGUUUGUUCCUGACCUGACGCCCACCUUCUAUGGUGCCAUCAAGAACCUCGGCACCAACCAAUGCCUGGAUGUGGGUGAGAACAACCGUGGGGGGAAGCCCCUCAUCAUGUACUCUUGCCACGGCCUUGGCGGCAACCAGUACUUUGAGUACACAACUCAGAGGGACCUUCGCCACAACAUUGCAAAACAGCUGUGUCUACAUGUCAGCAAGGGUGCCCUGGGCCUCGGGAGCUGCCACUUCACUGGCAAGAAUAGCCAGGUCCCCAAGGACGAGGAAUGGGAAUUGACCCAGGAUCAGCUCAUCAGGAACUCAGGAUCUGGUACCUGCCUGACAUCCCAGGACAAAAAGCCAGCCAUGGCCCCCUGUAAUCCCAGUGACCCCCAACAGUUGUGGCUCUUUGUCUAGGACCCAGAUCAUCCCUGGAGAGAGCCCCCACAAGCUCCUCAGGAAACAGGAUUGCUGAUGUCUGGGAACCUGAUCACCAGCUUCUUGGGAGGCCGUAAAGAUGGAUUUCUAAACCCACUGGGUGGCAAGGCAGGACCUUCCUACUCCUUGCAACAACAUUGGGCCCAUUUUCUUUCCUUCACACCAACGGAAGAAACCAUUAGGACAUAUAUUUAGCCUAGGGUUUUCCUGUUCUAGAAACAGAGGCUUCCAAAGUAGGGAAGGUAGCUGGGGGAAGGUUCAGGGCAGCAAUGCUGAGCUCAAGAAAAGUACUUCAGGCUGGGCACGGUGGCUCAUGCCUGAAAUUCUAGCACUUUGGGAAGACAAGGUGGGAAAAUGGCUUGAGCCCAGGAGUUCAAGACCAGCCUGAGCAACAUAGUGAGGAUCCCAUCUCUAUGCCCACCCCUGCCCCCUCACCAAAAAAGAAAAAUAGCUGGGCAUGGUGGCUUACGCCUGUAGUAGCAGCUACUCAGAAGGCUGGGGUGGGAGGAUUGUUUGCGCCCCAGAGGUUGAAGCUACAGUGAGCCUUGAUUGUGUCACUGCACUCCAGCCUGGGCAACAGGUGAGACUCUAUCUCAAAAAAAAAAAAAAAAAAAAAAAAAAAGAAGAAGAAGAAGAAAAGAAAAGUACUUCUACAGAAGAAGAAGAAAAGAAAAGUACUUCUACAGCCAUGUCCUGAUUCCUUGAUCAUCCAAAGUACCUGCAGAGUCCAGUGAAAUGGUAUUUUCUGGCUGGGCACAGUGGCUCACACCUGUAAUCCUAGCACUUUGGGAGGCCAAGGCAGGUGGAUCACCUGAGGUCAGAAGAUUGAGACCAGCCUGGACUACGUGGUGAAACCCCAUCUC
Rhinopithecus roxellana (golden snub-nosed monkey) is the source of this 3254-nucleotide messenger RNA. It is a transcript of the gene GALNT6, whose product is annotated as polypeptide N-acetylgalactosaminyltransferase 6. The coding region runs from base 502 to 2370 and encodes 622 amino acids. The record is from RefSeq and is a predicted model, not a curated record. Gene Ontology annotation, cellular component: Golgi apparatus. NCBI's taxonomy places the organism in Eukaryota, Metazoa, Chordata, Mammalia, Primates, Cercopithecidae. The transcript is spliced from 12 exons.